Planococcus citri (citrus mealybug) is the source of this 1482-nucleotide messenger RNA. RefSeq names its product Probable tRNA N6-adenosine threonylcarbamoyltransferase Tcs3 (gene Tcs3). The transcript is spliced from 7 exons. Gene Ontology annotation, cellular component: EKC/KEOPS complex; cytoplasm. The record is from RefSeq and is a predicted model, not a curated record. NCBI's taxonomy places the organism in Eukaryota, Metazoa, Arthropoda, Insecta, Hemiptera, Pseudococcidae. Gene Ontology annotation, biological process: tRNA threonylcarbamoyladenosine modification. The coding region runs from base 145 to 1155 and encodes 336 amino acids.
GCGUGGUUUCUAAUUCUUUCUAGUUUCUGUCACUCGAAAGGAACUUCAUCGCUACCACUGACAAUUCGAAAUUCAAUGUCAAUCGUAGAAAAAAGUUACAUAAAGUGAUUUUUUAUUAUUAUUAUUAUUAUUAUUCCACCAACGAUGGUUAUUGCUAUUGGUUUCGAAGGUAGUGCCAAUAAGUUGGGCAUUGGUAUUAUUAAAGAUGGUGAGGUGUUAUCAAAUUGCCGAAAAACAUACGUUACUCCUCCUGGUGAAGGAUUUCUACCCAGGGAGACAGCCAGACAUCAUCAAACACACAUCGUGAAACUACUGAAAGAAUCUAUAGAGAAAGCUGGCAUUCAACCUCAUGAAAUCAACGUCGUGUGUUACACCAAAGGACCGGGUAUGGGUGGGCCUCUUGUCGCAGUAGCUCUUGUUGCCAGAACCGUUGCCCAGUUGUGGAAUAAACCGCUAAUCCCUGUAAAUCAUUGUAUUGGACAUAUCGAAAUGGGUCGAUUAAUAACUGGUAGCUCGAACCCUACGGUUUUAUACGUGAGUGGAGGUAACACUCAAAUAAUCGCCUACUCCAAUCAUCGUUAUAGAAUUUUCGGAGAAACAAUCGAUAUUGCUGUAGGAAAUUGCUUAGAUCGAUUUGCUAGAGUGUUGAAGUUAUCUAAUGAUCCCAGUCCUGGAUACAAUAUUGAACAAUUAGCCAAACAGGGUAAGAAAUUUUUGCCUUUGCCUUACGUAGUGAAAGGUAUGGAUGUAUCUUUUUCGGGAAUUUUAUCAUUCAUUGAAAAGAAAGCUCACGAAUAUCUUGCUACGAAAGAAUACACCGAAGCUGACCUUUGUUUUUCAUUACAAGAGACCAUAUUUGCAAUGCUUGUUGAAACAACAGAGAGAGCAAUGGCUCAUUGCGCUUCGAACGAAGUUUUGAUCGUUGGUGGAGUAGGAUGUAAUGAAAGAUUACAAAAUAUGAUGGGAAUAAUGUGCGAAGAACGAGGUGGAGUACUGUACGCCACUGAUGAACGGUUUUGUAUUGAUAACGGAGUAAUGAUCGCACAUGCCGGAGCUCUGAUGUAUCAAAGUGGUUUUAAAUGUAAAUGGGAAGAUACGUUUUGCACUCAACGGUUUCGUACGGACGACGUUGAAGUUACUUGGCGAAAUGAUUGAAUAAAAUAGAAUAAGAAGUAAAGAUCGUGUUAAACGAAUAAAAACCAUAACAACUUCACUAAAACAACGAAGAAUAAAAACAAUAUAGGGUAUAAUGAUGUGACAUGUUGUUUCGUCUUCGAUUCCACAUUUUUGGGGACUGAAUUGAAAGUUGACUGGUCAUCUAAGAUCUCGCUUAUUAAACAGUGUUUCUUUGUCGAUACAAUCCGAACUUUAAUGUACUGCCCCAUUAGAUUUGAACUUUUGGGAACGAGAACCUAUUUAAAGAAAAUUUGUAAUUCAUGAGAAUUGUUACAGGUUUGAUAAAAAAUAUAUUUUUUACCUGUU